AUGGGUUGCGGGGCAUCAAAAGUACAUGAAGAAAGUGUUGUAAAAACGACCAUUGCAUCAUCAUCACUGCCUGUUGCUUCUGCCCCAUUACCUGCUCAAAAUCAAUAUGCUUCCGAGGCCAGGGUAAAUUCGGCCGAGACUGGGCAAAAAUGUACAUCGAUAAAGUUGACCGCACCUGCAGAACUAGUAUAUGUAGCAGUUGCUCCACUUUCAAAACCAGUCAUACCCUCCAUCCCCUCCGAAAACAUCAAAGUAGAUGUGAUUAAAAUUGCCCCCGUAGCAUUUGAGAUUCCUCUUGACGAUCUAGCCAGAGCUCCUAAAAAAACAUUGAGUCAUUCUGAUGAGCCUGCGCCAGCAUCUUCCAAAUUGUCUCUUCCUAAACUAUAUAUGUCUCCCAAAGAUCUUCAAGAUAAAUUAGCCAACACAGAGGCUCGUUGGAAGGUGCGUGAAGGACUCGAUCGUCUCUUGGGUGUGGACCUUGAUAACGAAAGCGACACUCGUCGUCGUAAAAGGGGCGACAUGCCACAGCUUAUUAGUCACAAAGAGUCUGACCCAGAUGUUCUUAAGCGACGCAUCAAGGAGCGAGAGAUUGCAGCUGCUCUCAACCGUCAGCGCGAAAUCGAGAAACUGCAGGCUAAAUUGGCCCGACAGGAGCAGCAUGCUCGUCGUGUCCAAGAAAGAAAGCGGGCCAUGGGAGCCGGCUCUAACGAAGAGCUUCGUUUAUCAUGGGGCGGUGAAAAAGAACUCAACAGUAAUUAUAAUAGUAGCCAGAAACUCGAUCGUGAUUCCAGAUCUGGAUCGCUCAGGUCAUCUGAAAAGGAUAAACCUUAUAUUUCCAAAGGAGAGCAGAGUGCUAUUGGCAAAGGGUCGCACUCUUUAUCUGAAAAUAGCACUCAUGGUGGUAUAUCAACCCGAGGAAGUAGCGGUCGAAGUACAAUUACCGAUACCACUGAUGUUGGUGAAGAUAUUUCGUCAAGACAGCCUUCUGCUACUGCGCUAAAGGCUGUAAAUCAUACACUUGGCCCAUACACCAACAAUUCCACUUCUGAGAUCGUUUUGUAA
Molecule: messenger RNA, 1062 nt
Organism: Batrachochytrium dendrobatidis JAM81
Lineage: Eukaryota; Fungi; Chytridiomycota; Chytridiomycetes; Rhizophydiales
Exons: 4
Coding region: 1-1062 (353 amino acids)
Source: RefSeq, a predicted model, not a curated record